This is a messenger RNA of Pectinophora gossypiella (pink bollworm), 2322 nucleotides long. It is a transcript of the gene Spt-I, whose product is annotated as serine palmitoyltransferase 1. NCBI's taxonomy places the organism in Eukaryota, Metazoa, Arthropoda, Insecta, Lepidoptera, Gelechiidae. The record is from RefSeq and is a predicted model, not a curated record. Bases 155 to 1516 code for a protein of 453 amino acids. Gene Ontology annotation, cellular component: endoplasmic reticulum. Gene Ontology annotation, molecular function: pyridoxal phosphate binding; serine C-palmitoyltransferase activity. The transcript has 6 exons. Gene Ontology annotation, biological process: ceramide biosynthetic process; sphingosine biosynthetic process.
UUAUUCUGCCAGUCUCAGCUUUUGCCUGCAUGUGUUUCGUUUGCUCGUCGGCUUUGCAAGAGCACACUUUUUCGUGUUUUUACUAAUAAUAUAGCUCCGACUACAAACUCAGUCGUGUCCGUACUAUAUAUAACGAUACCAAAACUGCCCCAAAAUGAUUUUAGUGGAUAUUUAUGAUAUGGCCGGAUGGUGGACAUUAGUCAUCGCUCUGCAAGUAGUUUUUAUAUCAACUUAUUACUACUUGUACGCGAAGAGGAAGUCGAAAAAGCGUUACCAGGAGAACCAGUGUAAGGAAAAGUCUGUGGAGUGGAAACCAUUGCCGUUGAUCGAGCAUGACGUUGUUGUUGAAGAACCCCCUUUAAUGGGUAGGAUUGACGACAAAGUGUUGAAUGUUGGUGCUACCAGUUUCUUAAACCUGGACAAAGAAGAAAGCAUAAUGGAUAGUGCACUGAAAUCUCUGAGUAAAUAUGGUGUAGGGUCCUGUGGUCCCAGAGGGUUCUAUGGGACCAUAGAUGUCCAUUUAGAACUAGAAGAGAGACUGGCCAAGUUCAUGGAGGUGGAGGAAACCUGUGUAUAUUCCUAUGGCUUCUCUACCAUAGCUAGUGCCAUUCCAUCUUAUGCUAAAAAGAACGAUAUAAUUUUUGUGGAUGAAAAAGUCUGGUUCGCCAUCCAAAAAGGCUUAGAUGCUGCCCGAAGCACGAUCCGAUACUUCCGUCACAAUGAUGCAGACCACCUUGAGGAAUUACUCUCUGAAGCAGCUAAAAAAAAAGAACUGAACCCCAAAAGGAGAGCAUUCCUCGUCACCGAAGCUAUCUUUUUUAACACCGGUGAAAUGUGCCCAUUGAAAAGAAUGGUGAAGUUGGCACGGCAAUACAAACUACGAAUAAUUUUGGAUGAGAGCCUGACUAUUGGGGUCAUAGGCAAGCACGGGCGCGGCAUCACGGAGUAUCUGGACAUUCCUCGCGACGAGAUCGACCUGAUAGUGGGCUCGCUGGAGCACUCGUUCGCGACCAUCGGAGGCUUCUGCGCCGGCACGCACUUCAUCGUCGAGCACCAACGAUUGUCCGGGCUGGGCUACUGCUUCAGUGCGUCUCUGCCGCCGAUGUUGACGCAGGCAGCGAUAUCGGCUCUCGAUAUCAUAGAGGAAAAACCGGAAAUCAUCGACGAACUGGACGAAAUCUCUAGGAAAUUGAACAAGGCGCUCUCCCAACUGAAAUACUACACAUUCCGAGGCAACGAAAUUUCCCCGAUCAAGCACAUUUACUUAAAGAAGGAAGAAUUGACUGAUCGUUUGAAGCAUAGUUAUUUGAAGAACGUCACCCAAUAUUGCUUAGAAAAGGGCGUUGCUAUGACGGUAGCUGCUUACCUCAGGGACGUCGAACACGAUUGUCCCGAGCCGUCGAUUCGUUUAGCGUCGAAUAGGAAACUGAAUGAUGAUAAUAUUGACCUAAUAUGUUCGUUGUUGGACGAAGCUUAUGAAAAGGUAGGUCCGAAACCCGAUUUGCAACCUGUUUGAUUUGUUGGAUGUUAUUUAAGGUUUGUAUUGAACUUUGUACAAUGAUUGGAGUGGAAAGAUAUUGUGUAUUAGUAAACGCUAGGUGGUUUAUAUAUGUAGAGCAGUGAUGGCGAACCAAUGGUACGGGUGCCACUGAUGGCACACAUCAAAAUAAUUUGGGCACGGCGAAUCAAUUACAUGCGUGCCACUGAUGGCACGAAACAAAAUAAUUUGGGCACGGCGAACCAAUGCACGGCAUUAAUUUAGGAGUAAGUUGUUUAUAAACUUAACCAGAUGCUCAGAGACAUUUGAGUAUCACUUAUAAUUAUUUUCUCUUUUAAAUUGUACGAAAACUUGUGCCUGAUAAACGAUAAUGUCUUUAAAGUACAGUGGUGGCACGUCGUGCCUACAUUGAAUAUUUAUUUGGGAGAAACGGCAAGUAAGUGUAUAAAGGUUCACCACCCCUGACAUAAAACAACUCGGCCCUCUGGUGACUGAGUUUUCAAAUACAAGACAAGGAUACAAGUUUUGUUUUUUUUUUGAAACAGUUAAUAUUUAGGAAUUAUUUCUCAUACAAUUGACAGCUAGCCGUCGCUUUAAAUUUUCUCGAAUUGGUUUUUAAAUUUUAUUAUUUGACUUCAAAUGCAAGGGUGCCAAUAUAUUUGUGUGUGUGUGUAGAUUUGUCGUAUAUGGAAUUAAAAACUUGGCCGGAACGGUAUACGCUAUAAAUAAAUGGAAUUAUUUAAAUCCUUGUACAAAGUUCACACAUAAACCAUUAUGAUUAAGUACAUAUUUCAUUAAGGAAUACAUUUUAUUUAUUUUGUGUA